Molecule: messenger RNA, 456 nt
Organism: Acanthosepion pharaonis
Lineage: Eukaryota; Metazoa; Mollusca; Cephalopoda; Sepiida; Sepiidae
Source: the annotation of a GenBank genome assembly
AUGAAUUUGAAUACAGAAUUUAAUUUUUCGUAUUUCAAUUUUGUUUGUUCUCCUUUUCUCUCUCUCUCUCUCUCUCUCUCUCUCUCUCUCUCUCUCUCUCUUCUCAAUUACUCCAUUUUGUUUGUUUUUUGCCUACAUUUCUGCCUUUUCUUUUCCUCUUUCCUUUUACUUUUUCUAACUCUCCUUUUCUCCACCUCUUUCGCUUCCUUCUUUCUCUCUCUGUUUCUCUCUCUAUCUUUCUCUCUAUCUUCCUCUUUCUCUUGUUUAGCUUUUCUCUUUCUUUCUUUGUCUCUUAACCCUCAUCUUUACCAUUUCUUUCAUCCUUCUCUCCUAUUUCUCCUCAGAAACAACAAAUCACCAACCGACACGACAAUCGCUCGAAAUAAAGGUGACUCCACUUCGACUAGAUCUAAUGUCAGUCUCCUUUUCUUUGGCUACAUAGCUAUGGUUGAAUAA